AUGACGACGUUUACGAUGCUUCCUAAUGAUUUGGUACUAAACUGCCUAGCCAGAGUUUCUAGAUUAUAUUACCCGACUCUAUCCAUCGUUUCCAAAAGAUUCCCCUCUCUCCUUGCUUCAGUAGAACUUUACCAAACUCGAGACCUCUUGGACCGCACAGAGAGUUGUCUCUAUGUAUGCUUAGGACUCGCUAGCUAUUAUGGUCGUCAACGUUGGUUCACUCUUUGCCGGAGGCCAAACAGUUCUAAGAAAGUAUUGGUCCCAAUCACAUCUCCCGAUUCUCCUACGUACCAGACGGAUUUCGCAAGGGUUGGUUCUAAAAUUUAUGCUAUUGGCGGGCACAUAAACAAUAAUGAUGAUAAUGCAUCUCCAAGUGUCAUGGUCAUGGACUGUCGUUCUCACACUUGGAGCAAUGCCCCAAGCAUGUUUGUCGCACGUGGGGCCCCUUCUGUUUGCGUCCUUGAUGGAAAAAUACAUGUAUUCGGAGGAUGCAAGAAUCUUGAUGCAACUAACUGGAUGGAGGUAUUUGAUACAAACACUCAAACCUGGGAGUUUGCACCGUCGUCGAGUCUAGACGAGAAAAUCUGCAGCAGUUUUAGGUAUCAAAGCUUUGCAUAUGAUGGAAAUGUCUACGUGAACCCUUUUGGGAAACCUGAGAUUUUUUACAAGAUGGUGAACAAAGGUAGAUGGAGAGCGGGAGACUUAGCUUUGGCUCAACCAUGGAUUUGCUUAUCACCUUAUUGUGUGAUGGAAAACGUGUUGUAUAGUUAUCUCUACGGGAGGAUCAGAUGGUACGACUCCCAGGUAAAAUGUUGGAAAGAAGUGGAGGGUCUGGAAAGUUUGUUUAGUAUUCCUCGUUAUACUAGUAAAUUGGCGGAUUAUGGUGGAAAGUUGGCGGUUUUGUGGGAUGACAAUGCGUGUGGACAGUCUGGUCCUCCAUACAAUGCAAGGACACUCAAUGAGUGCCAACCCGAUACAAAUAUUUUUUGUGCGGAAAUUUCGCUUGAGAAACGCCAAGGAGGGACGAUUUGGGGGACACUUGAGUAUCUUGACGUCGUGUAUACAACCAAUGAGCCCUAUAUAGUAGCGCAUGUUGUUGCUGCUACGAUCUGA
Eruca vesicaria subsp. sativa (arugula) is the source of this 1113-nucleotide messenger RNA. The record is from the annotation of a GenBank genome assembly. NCBI's taxonomy places the organism in Eukaryota, Viridiplantae, Streptophyta, Magnoliopsida, Brassicales, Brassicaceae.